GUGGAAGGUACAGUUUCCCUUCUCUAAGUUUGUAUAGGUGUUCUGUGGUUCAGCAGCUUGGUUGUUUCUGCGGCGACUACCAGUAGCUCGUUGCUGAAGCACAUUCUACAAUACAGGACGACUUGUCGGCUCCGAAGUGCUUGGAGGACUUCGGCGCUUAUGUCGGCGACAAGUACACGUUGCAUAGUGCUGGCCUCCGCUCCUUGAGGAUGCUCCGAGCUGGACCCAAAUGAUAGCACGCCGUAGACGCACUGUCUCACGCACAGACCACGAGGACAGCUUUGCCCUCCCUGUGUCCGUGUGUGCUGCCACCUUCAUCUCGACAAUGACAAGUCGUGACCGUACAGCCGAGUUCAAGUCGGCCGCCAAGCUGAUGCAGGGAACCAUGGCCCUGCAGCAGCAUCGGAUGCGCCGCCCUGGCGACCGAGGGGCCCAGGAGUGGGGGCGGUUCAUGCACGCCGCCAAGCAGAUCGGCAAGGACAUCGCCAGCACAUUUGCCAAGCUUGAGAAGCUGACACUACUGGCGAGGCGCAAGACCAUCUUUGAUGACCGGCCGGAGGAGAUCCAGGAGCUGACCUACAUCAUCAAGCAGGACAUUAGCAGUCUCAACAAGGAGAUCGCUCAGCUGCAGGAGGUGGCCCGCUCAAGAAACCAGCUCGGUGGCAAGCACAUGCAGUCGCACUCAAAUUCCGUUGUGGUCUCUCUUCAGUCGAAGCUGGCAUCCAUGUCCAAUGACUUCAAGAGCAUCCUAGAGGUCCGAACAGAAAACCUGAAGCACCAGAAGAGCCGCCGCGAGCAGUUCGGCAGCCAGGGUGUGAGUGCAGCGCUGCCCCCGUCGGCCAUGGGAGGCGGAUCGGUCCUUCUGGCAGACGAGUAUGCCUCACGGCAGCAGGGGGCAGGCGGCGGAGACUUCCUCACCAUCAACAUGGACGAGGGGCCCCGGCAUCGGCAGCAGCAGCAGCAGCAGCAGCUGCUGCUCGACGAGCAGGAUGCGUACAUCCAAAGUCGUGCUGACACCAUGGCAAGCAUUGAGAGUACCAUUGUGGAGCUGGGCUCCAUCUUCCAGCAGCUGGCGCACAUGGUCAAGGAGCAAGAGGAGAUGGUGCAAAGGAUUGAUGCCAAUGUGGAGGACACGUCGCUAAACGUGGAGGCUGCACACUCGGAGAUCCUGCGCUACUUCCAGUCGGUGACCUCUAACCGGUGGCUCAUGAUCAAGGUGUUUGCAGUACUCAUUGUUUUCUUUAUCAUCUUUGUUGUCUUUGUUGCCUGAAACGAGACACGUGCAGUGCUGAGUCAAGCAGCUUCAACUUUCCAGUAGCAUUACAAAUGCAGAGAAUGAUGACAUGUAUAAAAAUAGACAAUAAACUUUCAUUUGUCAGUCCUGUG
Messenger RNA from Dermacentor andersoni, 1386 nucleotides. It is a transcript of the gene Syx5, whose product is annotated as syntaxin 5. Gene Ontology annotation, biological process: endoplasmic reticulum to Golgi vesicle-mediated transport; intracellular protein transport; vesicle fusion. NCBI's taxonomy places the organism in Eukaryota, Metazoa, Arthropoda, Arachnida, Ixodida, Ixodidae. The record is from RefSeq and is a predicted model, not a curated record. Gene Ontology annotation, cellular component: SNARE complex; Golgi membrane; endomembrane system. Gene Ontology annotation, molecular function: SNARE binding; SNAP receptor activity.